This is a messenger RNA of Hippocampus zosterae (dwarf seahorse), 1995 nucleotides long. Its product is annotated as potassium voltage-gated channel subfamily A member 1-like. Lineage: Eukaryota; Metazoa; Chordata; Actinopteri; Syngnathiformes; Syngnathidae. The transcript is spliced from 2 exons. Gene Ontology annotation, cellular component: neuronal cell body; voltage-gated potassium channel complex; paranode region of axon. The record is from RefSeq and is a predicted model, not a curated record. Gene Ontology annotation, biological process: protein homooligomerization; potassium ion transmembrane transport. Gene Ontology annotation, molecular function: delayed rectifier potassium channel activity; protein binding. The coding region runs from base 352 to 1827 and encodes 491 amino acids.
UGUUGUUGUUGUUUUUUUCCGCCGCCAUCCCUCGACCGGACGGGAGCUGACAAAGCCAAACGCUUCACAUGGGUGCUUGGACCAGAGCGCAAGACGACGCGUGGGAGAGCAGCACCUCAUCCGCCAACGUCAGCCGGAGCGCUGUUGGAGAGCGGCAAUGGUCAAGUCAGCGAGAACCGCAGUGGAGCCGCACUGAGGCAAAUUCAGCCAAGCAGCCCCUCGCGCGCCGGGGGUGGGGGGCCGCCGCAAGCACUUUAAGGGGAGCGGGAAGCCCAGAAGGUUCUCAUCGGCCCCCGACGCCUGCGAGCCGUUAACCCCCCCCCUCAAAAAAAAAAAAUCCUAAUCCUAACUAUGACGGUGGUCUCGGGGGACAACGCGGACGAGUCCUCGGCGGCGGCGGCGGGCCACCCCCAGGACACCUACCGGCCCCCCGAGCACGAGGAGCACGAGUGCUGCGAGAGGGUGGUGAUCAACAUCGCCGGGCUGCGCUUCGAGACGCAGCUCAAGACCCUGUCCCAGUUCCCGGAGACGCUGCUGGGCGACCCCAAGAAGCGCAUGCGCUACUUCGACCCCCUGCGCAACGAGUACUUCUUCGACCGCAACCGGCCCAGCUUCGACGCCAUCCUCUACUACUACCAGUCCGGGGGCCGGCUGCGGAGGCCCGUCAACGUGCCCCUGGACAUGUUCUCGGAGGAGAUCAAGUUCUACGAGCUGGGGGCGGACGCCAUGGAGCGCUUCCGCGAGGACGAGGGCUUCAUCCGCGAGGAGGAGCGGCCCCUGCCCGACAAGGAGUUCCAGCGGCAGAUCUGGCUCCUCUUCGAGCACCCGGAGAGCUCGGGGCCGGCCCGCGGCAUCGCCAUCGUCUCGGUCACCGUCAUCCUGGUCUCCAUCGUCAUCUUCUGCCUGGAGACGCUGCCGCAGCUCAAGGAGGAGCCGGCGGGCCGGCCGGCCGAGGGCGCCGUCAACGGCACGGCCCCCGCCCGCCGCAAGCCCGGCGUCCUGGCCGACCCCUUCUUCGUGGUGGAGACCCUGUGCAUCAUCUGGUUCUCCUUCGAGCUGAUGGUGCGCUUCCUGGCGUGCCCCAGCAAGCCGGCCUUCUUCCGCAACAUGAUGAACACCAUCGACAUCGUGGCCAUCAUCCCCUACUUCAUCACGCUGGGCACGGAGCUGGCCGAGGACCCCGACGCCGAGGGGGUGGGCGAGCAGGCCACCUCGCUGGCCAUCCUCAGGGUGAUCCGUCUGGUGCGGGUCUUUCGCAUCUUCAAGCUGUCGCGCCACUCCAAGGGCCUGCAGAUCCUGGGCCAGACCCUCAAGGCCAGCAUGCGCGAGCUGGGCCUGCUCAUCUUCUUCCUCUUCAUCGGCGUCAUCCUCUUCUCCAGCGCCGUCUACUUCGCCGAGGCUGAGGAGAAGGAGUCCUACUUCACCAGCAUCCCCGACGCCUUCUGGUGGGCGGUGGUCUCCAUGACCACGGUGGGCUACGGCGACAUGGUGCCGGUCACCAUCGGGGGCAAGAUCGUGGGCUCGCUGUGCGCCAUCGCCGGCGUGCUGACCAUCGCGCUGCCGGUGCCCGUCAUCGUCUCCAACUUCAACUACUUCUACCACCGCGAGACCGAGGGCGAGGAGCAGGCCCAGCUGCUCAACGUCAGCGAGCCCGAGCUGCCGUCCGAGGCCGACCUCGGCCGCCGCGGCUCCUCGCCGCUCUGCAAGUCCGACUACGUGGAGAUCCGCGGCGGCGGCGAGCUCAACAACAGCAUCGACAACUUCCGCGAGGCCAACCUCAGAACUGGCAACUGCGUCAACGGCAACAAGCUGCUCACCGACGUCUAGGCGCCCGGAAGAAGCUUGGAGUAGACCCCGCUUUAGAUGUUAGGCUCAUCCAUUCCGCUACCCCUCCCCCGAACCGAAGAAGCAUGGCGUACGCCGCUCGGCGCUAGGAUGCGGAGCGUACUCUGGUCUCAUCGGGCGAUGCCACGCAUGGAAUACGGAGAUCCCUCG